This is a messenger RNA of Cucumis sativus (cucumber), 1361 nucleotides long. RefSeq names its product cysteine protease XCP2. The record is from RefSeq and is a predicted model, not a curated record. Gene Ontology annotation, molecular function: cysteine-type endopeptidase activity. The coding region runs from base 82 to 1128 and encodes 348 amino acids. Gene Ontology annotation, cellular component: lysosome. The transcript is spliced from 4 exons. Lineage: Eukaryota; Viridiplantae; Streptophyta; Magnoliopsida; Cucurbitales; Cucurbitaceae.
CGUUCCUCCAACCCAUUCUUUCUGCCUUUUCUCCAAUCAACAAUAUUUACAAAUUCCAAGACAAGAGAGCUAGUAUUAACAAUGGCUCUGUCUAAGCUACUGCCUCUAGCUAUGUGCAUGUCCUUUUUUGUCGUAACAAGUUUUGGGAAGGACUUUUCCAUUGUGGGUUACUGGCCAGAGGACUUAACUUCAAUGGAUAGACUAAUUGAGCUAUUCGAAGAAUGGAUAUCAAACCAUGGGAAGAUUUAUGAGACUAUCGAAGAAAAGUGGCACAGAUUUGAGGUGUUUAAAGACAACUUGAAGCACAUCGACGAAACAAACAAGAAAGUGACUAGUUAUUGGCUUGGAGUUAAUGAGUUUGCUGAUUUGACCCACCAAGAGUUUAAAAAUAUGUAUCUUGGUCUAAAAGUUGAGUCCUCUCGAACAAGGCAAUCCCCAGAAGAGUUCACCUAUAAGGAUGUCGUGGAUUUGCCCAAGUCGGUGGAUUGGAGAAAGAAAGGAGCUGUCACUCGUGUCAAGAACCAAGGUUCAUGUGGUAGCUGCUGGGCAUUUUCCACCGUUGCUGCAGUUGAGGGGAUAAAUAAGAUUGUUGGCGGAAAUUUGACUUCGUUAUCAGAGCAGGAACUAAUUGAUUGCGAUAGACCUUAUAACAAUGGAUGCCAUGGGGGCCUCAUGGAUUACGCAUUUUCUUUUAUUGUAUCUAGUGGUGGACUUCACAAGGAAGAAGACUACCCUUAUCUUGAGGUGGAAAGCACUUGCGAUAACAAAAAGGGGGAAUUGGAGGUAGUAACAAUCUCUGGCUAUAAGGACGUACCCGAAAACAAUGAGGCCAGCCUCAUAAAGGCAUUGGCACACCAGCCACUCAGCGUAGCCAUAGAAGCUUCAGGAAGAGAUUUCCAAUUCUACAGCGGGGGCGUUUUUGAUGGACCCUGUGGAACCCAGCUUGAUCACGGAGUCACGGCCGUUGGAUACGGAUCAUCAAAGGGAGUGGACUACAUCAUUGUGAAGAACUCAUGGGGACCCAAAUGGGGAGAGAAAGGAUACAUAAGAAUGAAGAGGAACACUGGGAAGCCUGCAGGGCUCUGUGGAAUCAAUAAAAUGGCUUCCUAUCCUACUAAAUCUAAGUGAUGAAAACAAAAUUAAUUGUCCCUUAGUUUCCCAUUUUAUAUUCCUAAGACACGGCUCUUAACUUUUAUUUCUUUGUUUUCUUCUUUCUCCCGUAAAGACAUACGAUUCUGAAGAAUAUGUGCAGACAAUGAUAUUAUGAGAGAGAACCAAUGAAACAUGAUACUUCAUCUGAUACUGUAUUCUACUUGACAUUACGAAUAUGCAAUUAGAUCAUAUCCGAAUGAUUGAAUGUA